Mustela lutreola (European mink) is the source of this 1821-nucleotide messenger RNA. Its product is annotated as serine protease 44-like. The transcript is spliced from 5 exons. Gene Ontology annotation, biological process: proteolysis. The record is from RefSeq and is a predicted model, not a curated record. Gene Ontology annotation, molecular function: serine-type endopeptidase activity. The coding region runs from base 19 to 1140 and encodes 373 amino acids. Lineage: Eukaryota; Metazoa; Chordata; Mammalia; Carnivora; Mustelidae.
GCGCGGCGUGGCGAGCCCAUGGCGUCCCCGGGCGGCGGCUCCCCGGGCCUCCUGCUCUGGCUGCUGCUCCUCCAGCCCUGGCUCGGUGGGGCGCAGAGCGGGUCCGCGUCGCCCCCACUCUCCUCGGCGCCCACCUCCCAGUCGUCCUCGGGGGGCGGCCACGAGGUCCCCGGCGCGAGCGUGUGGAGGGCUGAGGGACAGUCUGCGACCCCGGGGCCCCAAGAGGCUGCCGCAUCCCCCCAAGUGGUGGCGGUCACCCCAGGUGCCUCUGGCCCGUACAGGGCUGUGGCUACGGCAAAGCAACUGUUUCCUGCAGGAUGCGGCCAGAGGUCCAUGAGGAUAGUGGGCGGAUUCCCCGCGGCAGAGGGGAAGUGGCCUUGGCAGGUGAGCCUGCAGAUCAAUGACAUACACAUGUGCGGAGGCUCCCUCAUUGCCAGUCGGUGGGUGCUGACCGCCGCCCACUGCAUAUUUGGCCAUGUGGAGUACACGGCAAAGCUGGGAGACAUCUUCAUGGAGGAGCAUACCUCCAGAAUGGCCAUCGAGAUCCCCGUCCAAGACAUCGUUAUUCAUCAAGAUUACAAUCCUAUCGGAAUAAUUGAGAAUGACAUUGCCCUUGCUCUGCUUGAGUUCCCUGUGAAUUUUUCCUCCCACGUGCAGCCUGUGUGCCUCCCCAAAAAGGCGUUCAUGGUACAAGGUGGUACUGAGUGCUGGGUGACUGGAUGGGGGAAGCUCAACGAAGCAGAUCAACCCGGAAAAGUUGUGAAACGGCUACAGGAGGCUGAGCUAAACAUUGUCCGUUAUGAGAAAUGUAACACGAUGCUCCAAACAGAGAUGGAAACUAGCAGCGACCUAGUCAAGGAGGGGAUGGUCUGUGGUUACAGUACCCAAGGAAAGGAUGCCUGCCAGGGAGACUCUGGGGGGCCCCUGGUCUGUGAACUUAAUAAGACAUGGGUCCAGGUGGGGAUUGUGAGCUGGGGCAUUGGCUGCGGUCGCAAAAAUCUUCCCGGAAUUUAUACAGAAGUUAGUUUCUACAAGGACUGGGUCAUUGAUCGCUUGAGUCAGGCUUGCUCUUGGGACGCAGCAGGCUUCUUCCCAUUUCUGUGCCUGGUGCUGCCCCUGGGCAUCCUGGUGGCCCCGUGAUCACCCCGGCCCACCCCCUCCUAUUUCCGAGUCUCACACUGGGUCUCUCCUCCGACCUCCCACUCCUGCUCAGAUGCCCUUUCCUCCAAUUCUAGUUGGCAUCCCCUGACCCUGUAAAGAGCCACACAGUAGGAACUGGCAGCAAGGCUGGAGCCCCGAAAGCAUCCCAGCCUGAUGCCCCAGUCACCUGCACAACCUUGGCUGUACCUUUGCCCUCCUGGAAGGAUGGGGUCAGGCAUCCCAGCCUGAGAGCCGGCCGACCUGCCAGGGGCAGUGCGGGGCUUCCUUGUCAUCUUGGAGAGCCUCUGCGAGAGAAGAGCCCUCAGGAGCGGUGAGACAGCGUGGGACCUGGGUGUGGUCUCAGGCUGUCACCUGACCCCGUGUUAAAGCAGUCAGCUUGCUGAUUGUGCAGAGAGAAAGAGAGAGAGAGGGAGGGGGUGUCACUAUGUCCCUGCUGAGGUGUGAGGCCUGGGGUUUCCACAUGGGACUGGGGCAUCUGGGGCUGGGAGACGUUUCCCUAUCACCCAGCUCGGAUCCUGCCACAAGACCCUCCUGGGGCAAUCCUGCGGUGGGCCCUCCUUCCUCAGUCCCUAGUGGCCCCAUCUAGGCUCAGCCCAAACUAUGUGGAUGCAUUAAGGAAUGUGGAGAUCUCUGAUGUCAACUGAAUAAAUGUUUGGAGCG